AUGACGGCUGAAGACAUAAGAAAAGCGGAGGAACUUAUCAUUAAACUCCACCAAAAUCAGAAUAGCGAGGUGAUCGCAUCCCAAACGCAAAGGAAGUUGAAUAUAGUCAAGGACAGGAAUGGAAUUUGGAGAUGUUAUGGACGAUUGGGUAAAAGUCACCUUUCUGAAGAUGCAAAGAACCCAAUCUUUGUUGCUCCAGACAGCGGUCUUGCUAGACUGAUAAUUCAAGAAGCGCAUGGGAAACUCCAUUAUAUAGGACUCGACUUGUUUGGACCUGUCAAGACACGGAACGCGGAAGGAAUCCAGACAAAACCGUACGGAUGCAUAGUCACUUGCGCAACCACGCGUCUGAUGCAUAUUGAAUUUGACGGAUAA
This is a messenger RNA of Strongylus vulgaris, 375 nucleotides long. The record is from the annotation of a GenBank genome assembly. Lineage: Eukaryota; Metazoa; Nematoda; Chromadorea; Rhabditida; Strongylidae.